AUGCUGCUGUUCGACCGCGGCGCCAAAACGGCGCCCUCGCAUUAUCCACGCAUUCUAUUCCAUGGCCUACGCACCGCCCAAUUGAUGGCAAGCCUAAUCGUUGGAGCCAUUAUGAGUUACUUCAUCUACCACUUGAGUCACGACGAAACCACAUACCAAACGCCAUGGACUUUCAAAUGGCUGACAGCGGCUUCUCUGUUCUCCAUUGCAGCUCUUGCUAUCACAAUCGUCAUGCAUUGCURCUUCGGCCUGAACCCAAGAUUUAACCUUGCCGUCAACGGCAUCCAGGCGAUUCUGUGGACAGUGAGCUGGAGUCUUCUCACUUGGUUCAUGAGUGGCACAUUAGCUCACGUCUGUGAUAUUGAGCACUGGAAAGAAGAUGUCGGCAUCAUGGUCUGCCGCAUCUACAAGGCGUUGUUCACCUUUACGCUGAUUGGAUUUGUGUCUACACUCGUCGCUUUUGGACUAGACAUCUAUGUUCGACGUCAACAGACACGACGAGGAAUCUAUCGCUUGCACGAUCUGAACGGCAAAGGAGCCGUCACAACAGGAGCGAGAGGCGCUUUUGCCGAUGAUGCUGAGUCCGAACGCCGUGAAAGCGGAGCAUGGGAUGCACCACGGCUGUCUAUGGGCCCGUAUCGCGAACCUACCGACGCAAGGGUGCAGAAGCAAGGCUACUCUGUGCCCGAGAACCAGUUCGACUAUGAUACCGGGUACGGUGGGAACCAAGCAGGGAGAAUCCAAUGA
Molecule: messenger RNA, 747 nt
Organism: Ramularia collo-cygni
Lineage: Eukaryota; Fungi; Ascomycota; Dothideomycetes; Mycosphaerellales; Mycosphaerellaceae
Exons: 3
Coding region: 1-747 (248 amino acids)
Source: RefSeq, a predicted model, not a curated record